Messenger RNA from Photinus pyralis (common eastern firefly), 1055 nucleotides. Its product is annotated as protein unc-119 homolog. Gene Ontology annotation, molecular function: lipid binding. Gene Ontology annotation, cellular component: cilium. Gene Ontology annotation, biological process: cilium assembly; nervous system development; lipoprotein transport. The record is from RefSeq and is a predicted model, not a curated record. The transcript is spliced from 3 exons. The coding region runs from base 89 to 730 and encodes 213 amino acids. NCBI's taxonomy places the organism in Eukaryota, Metazoa, Arthropoda, Insecta, Coleoptera, Lampyridae.
UAACGAGCAACAUCGCAAUCGGCCAUUUUAAAUUCCUUCAAUCAAAAAUAAUGAGAGAAAGCAGAAAGUUAAAUUAAAAUUAAUAACAAUGAGCGUUGUAAGUGAACAGUGUAAAAAGUUACCGAAUAAACUACUAGAAACGAUAGCAAAUAAAAAAGUAAUAACACCGGAAGAUGUAUUACGAAUACCCUACAUAACGGACACUUACUUAUGCUCACCGGACGCGAAUAUCUUCGAAAUAGACUUUACCAAAUUCAAAAUACGCGAUCUCGAAAGCGGCGCCGUCUUAUUCGAAAUUGCCAAACCCGCUUCGUCCGAGAACGCAGACGACAAUACCGAUAAAGCUGACGGCGAGGAGGCGAUCGAUCCUAACGCCGGCAGAUUCGUUCGUUACCAGUUCACCCCGCAGUUCUUAAAAUUGAAAAUGGUUGGGGCCACUGUCGAAUUUACUGUCGGAAGUCGACCGGUCAAUAGGUUUCGCAUGAUCGAGCGCCACUUUUUUAGGGACAAACUUUUGAAAACGUUCGACUUCGAGUUCGGGUUUUGUAUACCGUACUCGAAGAACACCUGCGAGCAUAUUUACGAAUUUCCCAGCCUGCCCCCCGAUUUAGUAAAUGAAAUGAUUGCGUCGCCCUUCGAGACACGUUCGGAUAGUUUCUACUUCGUCGACGAUUGCCUCAUCAUGCAUAACAAGGCGGAUUAUGCGUACAACGGGGGAAUUUCUACAUAAUGUUGUAACGCAGGGUUAUUAGCCGUAUAGCUAGCUUAUUUUACGCACACGAAUCAAUCCUUUAUGUGGUGCACGUACACGGACACACAUCACUGGUUGGUACUUCUGUCACGAUCGCAAUUGUGUGUACAUUUCGUUUAAUUACGCAUACAGGGUGCUCUCACUACUUUAUUGUUACACCUUUACAAGCUUUGGCUUAAUGAUGUAUGUACGGUAGAAAUUCCUACACGGAUGAAUUAUUGCUGAUUUCUGUUACGGUGUCGGUGCAACAGUUGUAAUAAAUUUACGGAAAUAAAAUGCAUUUUUGCAAUUGUGUUUAUGUAAA